CGGAACUGUGUCAUGACGUCAUUUAACAAAUUUUAGCCGCGAACCUGCUUUUAGCGUCUUCGCCUGAAAAUGUAUUGGUUUACGUCACGCGGUCUGCACCGCUAGAGGAAGUGAGAGAGGCUUGCUGCGGUGAGAACUGGGGUGUGGCCAAGGCUGGUUGAAUGCCUGCUGCUGCUGCUGCUGCUGCAGUCCAGCGCUCGAGGAGAGCUCGGUGCUUGCACAGUCUAUUGGCCACAACGUGUGGCUUGGCGAGGAGAGCAGCUGUCGCGAUGACGCUUAAUGGUGCUCAACGGCAGUGUUUGGCUGGAAAGGAAUGACAGCGGGUCCAGCAAAAGCAGCAGAUCGGAUAAAUCCCUGGUAUAGCUCUCUUCGUUGGUAGGAAAAUUGGGUCUGUGAUAAGGUGACAGACAAAGCGAACCAGCAUUCUGAUAAACCGCCAAUGGAUAGAGGUGUUGGUCAUAUGUCGGUCGCAUAUCUCCAGGAGGUCAGACUCUUUCCAUUGGAAAUGGUUGUGGAAUAAAAUCCAUUGUUGAACAUGAGUUUCUCCAUGCACUGGGAUUUUGGCAUGAACAGUCAAGAUAUGACAGAGAUAAUUAUGUGACCAUCAACUUUGCAAACAUCAUUAAAGGGCAGGAGAGCAAUUUCGUAAAAUACAGUGAGAACCAGACCACCACCCAAGGCACGCCCUAUGAUUACUACUCUGUGAUGCAUUAUAAUAAAAAUGCCUUCAGCAACGGUAAUGGAAAUACAAUCAUUACAAAGCUUCCUGAGUUCCAAGAUGUGAUUGGUCAACGCCUGGACUUCAGUGAAUAUGAUGUGAUUGAGCUCAACACCCGCUAUAAAUGCACUUCAUCAAUCUCUUUCCUUGAUCACUGUAGUUUUGAUGAUGAAUCUCUGUGUCAGAUGAGUGUCUGUUCUACUGGGGAUUAUGGCUGGCAAAGAUUAAAUUCACUGAGUGGCAUCAGUGUGACUGACCACACUUACCUGGGCAAAGAACAAAAUGGUGCGUCGUUCUUCAUGCACUUCAGCACUGAGGGCAAAAACCAGUCAGACACAGCCAGACUAGAGAGCAAGACAAUGACCCCUACAAGAGACUGCAAAGUCCAGUGCCUGCAGUUCUACUACUAUCACAGUGGCAAUGAAUCUGACCAGCUCAACAUCUGGAUUCGAGAGUACCAGAAUGAUAUGGACAGUAGAGGAACUCUCAGUCUAAUGGAUCAGAUUACAGGACCCCCUGGUAAUUACUGGAAAUUCCAUCAUGUGCCACUGAAUGCUAAUAAUACCUUCCAAGUUGUAUUUGAAGCACGUAAAAGAGCUGGAAACAACAGUGGAGGCUUUUCACUGGAUGAUAUCAAUAUUUCAGAGACUGAGUGUCCCCACGUGUGGCAGAUAAGAGACUUUAAUGUUUUGAACAAUAGUGAGCCAUCCACUUCAGUGUACAGUCCAUUGUAUUACUCCAGUGAUGGUUAUCGCUUUCAGGCUCGCUUAAUGAUGUAUCCAAAUUACUUUUAUAUAUCUGUUCGUCCUGUAUCUGGUACAUAUGACGAACAGUUACAGUGGCCUUGUCCAUGGAGACAAAUAACCUUCCAGAUGCUUGACCAGAAUCCACACAUACAGAAGCAAAUGUCCUUGGAGCUAAGCCUCACGACUGAACCUGAUUCGGCUUCUUCUAGGUAUUAUUGGGCCAAUCCUCGAAAUGGUGGAAAUCAAGUCAUAAUCGGCAGUGAGUCUGUAUUCGUGGGUGCUUGGGUUGUUUAUCCAUAUUCCAUAAUCAAAUAUGAUCUGACUAGAAGAGAGUUUGUAAAGGGUGAUGACAUCAUAUUUCUAUUCAGCAUGCAAGAUAUCUCAGGGCUACUUGAGAAGGACUCUCUACCCUGCCCUAAAGUAAGUGUGGAGAAAUUAAAUGUUUCUCUGGAUGCGACUGCCCAGCAGGGACCAUGUGUUCCAAGAGUUCUUCCUACAGCUUCACCAGGACCCACUGAUGAAUGUGCUGGCAUCAUGGCUUCCUCUCUGAUCAUCGUUGUGGUUUCCUUUCUUUUGCUAAUGAGUUAAAAAUGAGGAAUCACUAUUUUUAACCAUAUGUCUGACUACACAUGAGUUCAGUGCCAAAGAACAGCAUCUAUCUUCAGCUUCCUCCUUCAUGAUCAUUAAAUGUGAAUUGUUAAUUAAUACAUUGUUUAUACAUUUUUCUAUAUUCAUUUAACACCAAUCAAUAUUACAUUUUAUUUUUUAAUCAUUAUGUUUACAAAUUUAUUAUCAGACUUUCAUAAUGUAUGAUUAUACAUUCUUUGUUUAAAAAUACUAAUCUAACCUUUUUUUAAUUGGAUAAGUAAUAAAACAAUGCUGCAAGUACUGUAACUAAUUAAAUAAAUAU
Molecule: messenger RNA, 2374 nt
Organism: Carassius gibelio (silver crucian carp)
Lineage: Eukaryota; Metazoa; Chordata; Actinopteri; Cypriniformes; Cyprinidae
Product: meprin A subunit beta-like
Exons: 10
Coding region: 706-2052 (448 amino acids)
Biological process (GO): proteolysis
Cellular component (GO): membrane
Molecular function (GO): metalloendopeptidase activity; protein binding
Source: RefSeq, a predicted model, not a curated record